AUGGAGAAGUACCAAACCCUAGAAAUUGCUCAGAAAAACCCUAACUCCCCAGUCUUCUACCUCUACCUCAAUCGCCCCAACCACCGUAACGCCCUAUCACGCGCCUUCUUCACCGAAUUCCCCAAAGCCCUCUCCUCCCUCGACCAAAACCCCGACGCCAACGUCAUCAUCCUCACCGGCGCCGGAGACCACUUCUGCGCCGGAAUCGACCUCAACAACCUAUCCUCGAUCGCCGCGGAAUCCGUCUCCGGAGACCGCGGCCGCGACGGUGAGAGGCUCCGGCGAGCGAUCAAGCUCAUGCAGGACGCCAUCACCGCCAUCGAGCGGUGCCGGAAGCCGGUGAUCGCCGCCGUCCAAGGCGCGUGCAUCGGCGGUGGGAUCGAUAUUAUCACCGCCUGUGACAUAAGGUACUGCAGCAAGGACGCGUUCUUCUCGGUCAAAGAGGUUGACCUGGCCAUCACCGCCGACCUUGGAACGCUGCAGCGGCUGCCCAGUAUAGUCGGGUACGGCCACGCGCUUGAGCUGGCGUUAACGGGUCGGAGGUUCUCGGGUCAGGAGGCCAAGGAGCUGGGCCUGGUCUCUGGAGUAUUCGGGUCGAAGCAGGAGCUGGAGAACGGCGUACGACUCGUCGCAGAGGGAAUGGCUGCAAAGUCGCCGUUGGCAGUGACGGGGACGAAGGCGGUGUUGCAGAGGAGCAGGGAGAUGAGUGUGGAGCAGGGAUUGGACUACGUCGCCACGUGGAAUUCGGCAAUGCUGUUAUCCGAUGACUUAACGGAAGCGAUUUCUGCUCACAUGCAGAAAAGAAAGCCGGUGUUUGCCAAGCUCUGAUAUUGCAAAUUGUACGCGACGGAUCUUGCUCAUGUGUUGUAUUACCCUAUUUUUAAGCUUCAGCUGAAAUUUUGAAAAUAAUUUGGUACAAACAUGAGGGUCUGUGACUAAAUAUAUGUUCUAAUUCUUGUAAUAAUUUGCUAGUUGGUAUUAUAAACAUGUCGGUGAGAAUUGAACCUAUGGUCGAGCCUAGUUUUUC
Messenger RNA from Fragaria vesca subsp. vesca, 1027 nucleotides. RefSeq names its product delta(3,5)-Delta(2,4)-dienoyl-CoA isomerase, mitochondrial-like. Gene Ontology annotation, cellular component: peroxisome. NCBI's taxonomy places the organism in Eukaryota, Viridiplantae, Streptophyta, Magnoliopsida, Rosales, Rosaceae. Bases 1 to 828 code for a protein of 275 amino acids. The transcript is spliced from 2 exons. Gene Ontology annotation, molecular function: delta(3,5)-delta(2,4)-dienoyl-CoA isomerase activity. The record is from RefSeq and is a predicted model, not a curated record.